Molecule: messenger RNA, 1294 nt
Organism: Astyanax mexicanus (Mexican tetra)
Lineage: Eukaryota; Metazoa; Chordata; Actinopteri; Characiformes; Acestrorhamphidae
Product: guanylyl cyclase-activating protein 2-like
Exons: 4
Coding region: 100-684 (194 amino acids)
Biological process (GO): visual perception
Cellular component (GO): cone photoreceptor outer segment; photoreceptor inner segment
Molecular function (GO): calcium ion binding; calcium sensitive guanylate cyclase activator activity
Source: RefSeq, a predicted model, not a curated record
CUCUGGACUAAUCUCUAUUAGCACUAUUAAUGAUCCAGCGAGAAGAGCGCAGCUCCUGAAGGGGAUUCAGCACUGCGGACAGCUGCCCUCUCCGCUAGCAUGGGUCAAACUCAGCCCACGGAGCACAACGAAGAGGUGGAGGUGGAUGUAGCCGCUCUGCAGGAGAUGUAUAAGAAGUUUGUGACGGAGUGUCCCAGUGGUCUGCUGUUUCUGCAUGAAUUUAAGAGAUUUUUUGGGGUGGACCCAACAGGGGAAGCGUCGGAGUACGCCGAGAACAUGUUCCGUGCCUUCGACAAGAACGGGGACAACACCAUUGAUUUCUUGGAGUUUGUGGCAGCUUUAAACUUGGUGUUCAGGGGGGAUUUGGAGCACAAGCUGAGAUGGUCGUUCAAAGUGUACGACAAGGACGGCAACGGCUUUGUGGACAGAGAGGAGCUCAGAGCAAUCGUUGAAAGUAUAUAUCGUGUCAAGAAAGUGGACAGGAAAGAGCCGGUCGCCUCCUUAGACGAAAUAUGUGAGCGAAUUUUCAAGGUGGUAGAUGAGAACGGGGAUGGUAAUAUAACACUGGAUGAGUUUGUAGAGGGGGCCAAGAAAGACCCGUGGAUUCUCAACAUGUUACGUUUAGAUAUGAACCCGUACAGCUGGGUUCUGGACCAGAAGAGGAGGAAAAGUGCUCAUUUCUGAAGUGAAAUCAUCUCCAUGUUUCCAGAGACACAAUGCCAACAUUUCACCACAAGUUCAAGAACAACGUGCCUGAUGUUACCGCUUUCUUUCAACGAAUGGCCUUCAUGGACUACUGUAUGCAUAUGGGAAUGUACACUGAGACAAUGAAGAUGGAAAGAACGAGGAGGGUGUGGUUCACAUAUUAGAACUAAAAAAAAACAAAUUAAAACCACAUAUUUUUAUAUAAACAACUUCAUGUAUAUAUAAAUGUAUCCCUAUACUGUAUGCUGUUACUGUAGUACAUUAACUACUACUACUAUUAUUAUUAUUAUUAUUUUAUUUUCUCUAAAAAAACAAAAAAAAUCGAUGGAACCGCUUUAAAAUAAGACUACCCUUAUAAAUGGUUUAUAAACUAGAUUAUUAAGUAAUAUUGAUUAGGCUGUAAAUGCCUUAAAACCACUGAUCAGCAGUUACAACACAUCAGUUGAAAAGGCAACAGUGAUCCGUUGUUAGCUCUGUCAUUUAAUUCAUAGUAAAUAGUUAAAAAUACUUACAAAUAUAUUAAAAAGGCAGGUUUAAUGCUGAUUGAUGGAAAACACAAAGUAAAAUCAGUAUCUAAAAAGAUCUGAGG